Messenger RNA from Microtus oregoni (creeping vole), 2003 nucleotides. It is a transcript of the gene Slc39a5, whose product is annotated as solute carrier family 39 member 5. Gene Ontology annotation, molecular function: zinc ion transmembrane transporter activity. The record is from RefSeq and is a predicted model, not a curated record. Gene Ontology annotation, biological process: zinc ion import across plasma membrane; intracellular zinc ion homeostasis; BMP signaling pathway. The transcript has 12 exons. Gene Ontology annotation, cellular component: membrane. The coding region runs from base 276 to 1892 and encodes 538 amino acids. NCBI's taxonomy places the organism in Eukaryota, Metazoa, Chordata, Mammalia, Rodentia, Cricetidae.
AUUGCUGGGAGCGGUUUCUGCCCUGAGCGCAUCUGCGAUUGCUACUUACCUGCCUCUCCCCCACCCUCAGUUUAGGGGCACCUUGGUUCAACUUUCCAGGGAAGGAGGGGAUGGGGUUGGAAACAGAGGAAGCUCAGUACCUCACGUAAGUCCACAGUGAGAACUUCCAGGGACCUGCGGUGACACCUCUCACACUGCCAGCAGGGGACACAAUCCUCAGCAUGCUCAAAGGGAAAUAGAAGUCAGAACCAGAGCCUCUAACCUGUACCCCAGUGAUGGGGCCCCCCGUGCACCAGCUGGUGGCUGGCCUGUGCAUGGGGGUGGUCUUGGGCUGGGUAGGAGGCUCAGCCCCGAGCCUGGGCCCAGCUGAACAGGAGCAGAACCACUACCUGGCCCAGCUGUUUGGCCUGUACGGCGAGAACGGGACACUGACUGCAGGGGGCCUGGCCCGGCUUCUCCACAGCCUAGGGCUGGGCCGAGUUCAGGGGCUUCGCCUGGGACACCAUGAGCCUCCAACUGGGCGGGCUGCACCCCCAAAUGGCGACAAUUUCACACACAGACUACAGGAACCGGAGCUGAGUGUUCAUGUCUGGGCAGGAAUGCCUCUGAGUCCUUCAGGCUGGGAUGACCUGGAGGAGUCAAAAGCCCCUGACCUGCCCCACGAGCCAGGGCCCUCGGGCCUAGACCUCUUUCACAGGCUUCUGCUGCUGGACCAUUCUUUGGCUGACCACCUGAAUGAAGAUUGUCUGAAUGGUUCCCAGCUGCUGGUCAACUUUGGCCUGAACCCUGUUGCUCCUCUGACCCCUCGUCAGUUUGCUCUGCUAUGCCCAGCUCUGCUUUACCAGAUUGACAGCCGUGUUUGCAUCAAGACUGCAGCUCCAGCACCUCCAGGAGACGUACUGUCUGCUCUGCUUCACAGUGCCCUGGCGGUCCUGCUGCUCAGCCUCCCUGCUCCCCUCUCCCUGCUGCUGCUGAGGCUCCUGGGACCUCGUCUGCUGCAGCCUGUGCUAGGCUUCCUGGGGGCCCUGGCCGUGGGCACUCUUUGUGGAGAUGCAUUGCUACACCUGUUGCCUCACGCACGAGAAGGGCAGCACACAGGAACUAAUGAGCAACCAGAGGACCUGGGUCCGGGGCUGUCAGUGCUUGGUGGCCUCUUCCUGCUCUUCGUGCUAGAGAACGUGCUAGGACUGGUGCGGCACCAAGGGCUCAGGCCAAGAUGCUGCAGGCACAAAAGGGAUCUUGGAGAAUCGAACCUUGACCCAGAGGAUGGCAGUGGGAUGGUCCUUCGACCCCUACAGGCAGCUCCAGAGCCAGAGGUUCAGGGCCAGAGGGAGAUCAGCCAGUCCCCACCAGCUCCAGCCCCUCCUGGGCACCGAGGCCACAGUCAUGAGCACCAGGGUGGCAGCGGCACCAACAUUGCAUGGAUGGUUCUCCUGGGAGACGGCCUGCACAACCUCACGGACGGGCUCGCAUUAGGUGCUGCCUUCUCUGCCGGCUUCUCCAGCGGCCUUAGCACCACCCUGGCGGUCUUCUGCCACGAGCUGCCCCAUGAACUGGGUGACUUUGCCAUGCUGCUUCAGGCAGGGCUGUCCUUCCGGAGGCUGCUGUUGCUGAGCCUCGUUUCUGGAGCCCUGGGACUGGGGGGUGCAGCCCUUGGGGUGGGGCUCAGUUUGGGCCCUGUCCCCCUCACUCCCUGGGUGUUUGGGGUCACAGCUGGGGUCUUCCUCUACGUGGCCCUUGUGGAUAUGCUGCCAGCCCUGCUCCGGCCUCCUGAGCCCCUGCCUGUGCUCCACAUCCUCCUGCAGGGGCUGGGUCUGCUGCUGGGGGGCAGCCUCAUGCUUACUAUAGCCCUGCUGGAGGAACAGCUACUGCCCGUGGUUCCUGAUGGCUGAUGGGGGCCAGUGGCAAAGGAUCCAGAUUGCCCUUCCUUCCCCCCAACCACAGGAACGGAGGCCGGACACAGGGCCAGUAGGAGCAAUAGGAUUUUAAUAAACAGAACCCAU